ACUCUACCAUUGCACUUUUCCCACUGUUUCUUUCCCCCAAACUCCUUCUCACCGUCUCAUGAGCAUGUAUGGCAAAUGGGUUUUCAGUUCUCUGACUGUAAGGUCCGAAUCCAAACCCAGCAUCAACAGAGAGCCUAUGUUGCCCCCGUACAAUGUUCUUAUUACCGGUUCAACCAAAGGUAUAGGAUAUGCUCUGGCCAAAGAGUUUCUAAAAGCAGGUGACGAUGUUGUAAUCUGCUCAAGAUCAGAUGGUGUGGAAUCAGCUGUCCAACAACUUAGACAAGAAUUUGGGGAGCAGCAUGUGGUACUCAAUGUGACGUUAGAGAAGGACAGGAUGUGAAAGAUUUAGUUGCAUUUGCACAAAUAAACCUCAUAUACAUUGAUAUAUGGAUUAAUAAUGCAGGAUCAAAUGCAUAUAGUUAUAAACCACUGGCAGAGGCUUCAGAUGAAGACCUCAU
Ziziphus jujuba (common jujube) is the source of this 458-nucleotide messenger RNA. RefSeq names its product chlorophyll(ide) b reductase NOL, chloroplastic-like. The transcript is spliced from 5 exons. The coding region runs from base 59 to 340 and encodes 93 amino acids. NCBI's taxonomy places the organism in Eukaryota, Viridiplantae, Streptophyta, Magnoliopsida, Rosales, Rhamnaceae. The record is from RefSeq and is a predicted model, not a curated record.